GCUUUGUUCGGCCCAAUGUACAAGUGGGUACGAGGUUCUUCCAAGUGUCUCCUGAUCUUUCUCGACGCGCGACAGCGCAGCGAACUCCGCGCCAUCUCGAACCUUCGCUUCCGCUCGCUUUAUACCCAUUCCUCUCCUCCACCGCCGUCUCGCCAUUGCUGCAGUAGCAAGAAGGAGAGCGAGAGAGCAAAGCCCAAGUUGGUAGCCAUGACGGAGCUGUUCGACACCGCCGUGACCAGCCUCCUCCACCUGCCGGAGGUGCUCGACCGCCUCGGCGCCGCCGCCGGGGACCGCCGCUCGGCGGGCGACCACGCGCACCACGCCGCGCAUGGACACGGCCAGCACCGCAUCAGUGGAAUCGGUGGUGGCGCGCCAGUGGACAUCAUGGAGACCCCCGGCGAGUACGCGUUCGUGCUCGACGUCCCUGGCCUCUCCAAGUCCGACAUCCAGGUGACGCUGGAGGAGGACAGGGUGCUGGUGAUGAAGAGCAGCAAUGGCGCCGGGAACGGGAAGCGGAAGCGGGAGGAGGAGGAAGGGGAGUGCAAGUACAUCCGCCUCGAGCGCCGCGCGUCGCCGAGGGCGUUCGCGCGCAAGUUCCGCCUCCCGGAGGACGCGGACACCGGCGGCAUCUCGGCGCGAUGCGAGAACGGGGUGCUCACGGUCACCGUCAAGAAGCGGCCGCCGCCGGAGAAGAAGACCAAGUCCGUCCAGGUCACCAUCGCCUGAAUCAUAGCGUAGUGCUCGGGUAAUGGCAGCGUGGCGGUAGUAGAAGCUGGAAAUGGUUGCCGAGAAUGGUUGGAGCAGUAGAAUGUGUUUGUGCUCUGUUCGUGUUUCGGUAGUACAAGUUGUCGCUGAUCUGCUAUGUAUAAACGCUGGUGUGACCGUGAAGAUGAAGACUACGGAAGUAGCUGUUCUUUUGUGUAGGAUCAAGCAAAUUAUGUCAAAUCUCGUUCGUGAACGAUUCCAAAUCGAUGCAUUAUGUUAUGAUCUCUGUCUUAUAUGAAUCCUACAGCUACAAUUCUUCGUUUCC
This is a messenger RNA of Oryza sativa Japonica Group (Japanese rice), 1030 nucleotides long. NCBI's taxonomy places the organism in Eukaryota, Viridiplantae, Streptophyta, Magnoliopsida, Poales, Poaceae. The record is from RefSeq and is a predicted model, not a curated record.